Molecule: messenger RNA, 1797 nt
Organism: Coregonus sp. 'balchen'
Lineage: Eukaryota; Metazoa; Chordata; Actinopteri; Salmoniformes; Salmonidae
Source: the annotation of a GenBank genome assembly
AUGAACAACAAAGGUAAUUUAGCUAACGUCCAAAAUCAUUGUUGUAUAAGCUCGCUAGCUAACAGCGGAUACCGUUAGUUAGUUAUCUAAGAAGCUAGACUGCACGGUCUACUUGGCCGACGUCGUUAAUGUUUUCAUUAUGAAUUAGAUAAAUAGCUACAGUUGUUUAAAUCGUGAGUCGACCGGUAAGUAGCCAGCUAGCUUUACAUCUAUGUUGCCAAAUACGUAACGUAAGCUAGCAUUAGCUACAGGCUAAUUAGCGCGUAGCCGCGUACUCUGACCUCACAACCAUGAAUACAACACUAUUCAGCUAGCGAGUUAACAGCAUUAGGACCUGUCAUAGUCACUAUUAUGUAAGUUGGCUAACUGUAUUGUUCUGACUAUAUUAACGUGGCUAGCUAGCCAACUGUAAUCAUUAUAUUGAUUUAGUCUUUUUCUGUUCUGUUAGCCAGCCAUAGGUACAUUUCUUUUGUUAGAACGUCUGUAGUAGGUUAACCUAAUGUUGCAGGCGUAAAAAGACGCCUGAGCGGAGUUCCCAGAUCCGUUUAAGUGGAAACGGAAGUUUGGAUGAAAAUACUGUAUUGUUCCCAUUAGACAACAUAGCCACAAAGUUAAAAUUGGCUAUCGUACAAAUUCAUGGGGGGGGUAUUAAUUUAAGGUUAGCGGUGUGGGUAAGGUUAGGUUUAAAAUCUGAUUUUAAGUAGACAAAAUGUAGAAAUAAACGGGGUUUAUGACUGGCCGUGUUAACUAGUGACGCCCCAUAUUGUAUACCUGAACUGGAAAAAUCCGCUUUCCUCCGACCCCACGAAGAGUGGUCAUAUAUUAACAAUUUAGCCUUCAAUAUUGUUUUGCUAUUGUGUGAAGUUUGAGUAAAAAAAAAAGUGUUGGUAGUGAUAAUAGCAGAAUAUUAUUUUGUGAAUCACAGGUUCCUAUCCCCAGCAAGCUGUGUACCCUCAGCAGAGCAGUGCACCCAUCUACCCCCCUGCUAUGCAAGUGUCUCCCCAGGCACCCCCUUACACAGACGCACCACCUGCAUACUCAGAGGUAACAAGUUUAUUCCAAGUGUAAAUGGUUAUCUACUUUUGUGAAGAGUUUUCACAAUCAUAUCAAUACAAACACUCUGACAGACUGUCUCUAACACUCCCCUUUUCAUUCCAUUACGCCAAAGAUUUAUCAGCCCAGGUAUGUGCACCCAUCUCAGGCUGGCCAGCUACAGCAAAUGGCCCAGUACCCUGGCACUCAGAUGUACAUGCAACUGCCCCAGUCCAUGGCUGUUGGACCAAUGGGCCACAACGUCCCCAUGGCAUACUACCCCAUGGGAGCCAUGUAUCCCCCUGGCUCCACUGUGCUAGUGGAGGGAGGAUAUGACGCUGGUGCUCGAUUUGGGCAAAGCAACAGUGCUUCCAUCCCGGUGAGUAUCCGCAAAACGCCUAAGCUAUAUCAGGGGUGUCAAACUCAAUUCCUGGUGGGUGGUGUGUUUGCUGGUUUUUGUUAUUUCCUUUCAAUUUGUGUCUAAUUAAGACCUAUACAACCAAGUGAGGGGAAAGUCAUCAAUAACCUUAAUAAGUACAAGGGAGGAGCCUAGUAUACUGCCUGUGUCAUUAACAAAUAUUGGUAAAGUUACUCAUGCAUGUGACUUUCUUUCCCACUCACCUAAACACAUCACAGCCCCCACCUCCUGGCCACAUGCCUAAUGCAGCUCAACUGGCCGCCAUGCAGGGUGCCAACGUCAUGAUGACACAGCGCAAGAACAACUUCUUCAUGGGUGGCUCCAAUGGUGGGUACACCAUCUGGUAA